Scheffersomyces coipomensis is the source of this 1194-nucleotide messenger RNA. Its product is annotated as FTR1 family protein. Gene Ontology annotation, biological process: iron ion transmembrane transport. The record is from RefSeq and is a predicted model, not a curated record. Gene Ontology annotation, cellular component: plasma membrane; high-affinity iron permease complex. Gene Ontology annotation, molecular function: ferrous iron transmembrane transporter activity. Lineage: Eukaryota; Fungi; Ascomycota; Pichiomycetes; Serinales; Debaryomycetaceae. The coding region runs from base 1 to 1194 and encodes 397 amino acids. The transcript has a single exon.
AUGACUAACGUUUUCAGCGUUCAAAUUUUCUUUAUUGUGUUUAGAGAAGCUUUAGAAGCAAUUAUUGUUGUUUCUGUUCUUUUAGCCUUUUUAAAACAAGGUUUAGGAGGUUCAGCUCAAGAUCCUGCUAUUUAUAAGAAAUUAUUACGUCAAGUUUGGCUAGGGGCGAUUCUAGGAGUCGUUUUAUGUCUUAUUCUUGGUGCUGCUUUUAUUGGUGCUUUCUAUUCUUUAGGUAAUGAUAUUUGGGCAAAUUCAGAAGAUUUAUGGGAAGGUAUUUUCUGUAUCAUUGCAACUGUUUUAAUUACAUUUAUGGGUUUAGCUAUGUUAAGAAUUAAUAAAAUGAAAGAAAAAUGGAGAAUUAAAUUAGCUAAAGCUUUAACUAAAACUCCAGCCAACAAGAAAGAUCGUUUCAAAAUUGGUUAUUUAACUAAAAAAUAUGCUAUGUUUAUUUUACCUUUCAUCACCACUUUAAGAGAAGGUUUAGAAGCUGUCGUUUUCGUUGGUGGUGUUGGUUUAAAUUCUCCAGCUAGUGCUUUCCCAAUUCCUGUUAUUUGUGGUAUAAUUGCUGGUAUCAGUGUUGGUGCCAUUCUUUAUUAUUCAGGUUCUACUGUUUCUUUACAAAUCUUUUUAAUUGUUUCAACUGCUAUUUUAUACCUUCUUGCUGCCGGUUUAUUCUCCAGAGGGGUUUGGGGUUUUGAAAUGCAUUUACUUAACGUUCAAACUGGUGGUGAUGCCGCUUCACUUGGUUCUGGUCCAGGUACUUAUGAUAUUUCAAAAUCUGUUUGGCAUGUUAACUGUUGUAAUCCAGAAAUUGAUAAUGGUUGGGAUGUCUUCAAUUCUUUAUUAGGUUGGGAAAAUUCUGCCACUUAUGGUUCAGUUAUUUCUUAUAAUAUGUAUUGGGCAUUCAUUAUUACUACUAUCUUAUUAAUGCUUUAUGAAGAAAAACAUGGUCAUUUACCUUUCUUAAAGGGUGUUACCUUCAGAUCAUUGAAUCCAAUGUAUCAUAUCAAGGGUAAGAAGAAGAAUGAAUUAACUAAAGAAGAACAAGAAGAAUUAUUUGAGAAACUUAAAGCUGCUAGAAUUGGUGAAGAUGAUUUUGAAGAAGAUGGUAUUGAAGUUGAAAGUUCUUCAUUGGUCCAUGAAGAAGGUAUCGAGCUUGAUAAAGUUCAAAGAAAUGAUAUACAUGUAAUUUAA